This is a messenger RNA of Aphidius gifuensis, 3079 nucleotides long. It is a transcript of the gene psidin, whose product is annotated as N-alpha-acetyltransferase 25, NatB auxiliary subunit. NCBI's taxonomy places the organism in Eukaryota, Metazoa, Arthropoda, Insecta, Hymenoptera, Braconidae. The transcript has 4 exons. Gene Ontology annotation, biological process: N-terminal peptidyl-methionine acetylation. The coding region runs from base 74 to 2788 and encodes 904 amino acids. Gene Ontology annotation, cellular component: cytoplasm; NatB complex. The record is from RefSeq and is a predicted model, not a curated record. Gene Ontology annotation, molecular function: protein-N-terminal amino-acid acetyltransferase activity; protein binding.
AGCAGAGCACACCGGAAAAAUGUUUAGCAUUUGAAAUUGAACCAUCAAGAUCAUCAUUGAUCAUCAUCAUAUUAUGAUGGCAUCAAAAGCCCAUGUGGACAACACAGUCAAUGAACGUCGUCUACGUCCAAUAUACGAAUGGCUGGACAAUGGAAACAAUAAAAAAGCACUUCAAGAAGCUGAUAAAGUAUUGAAAAAACAACCAACAAAUCAAUGUGCAAGAGUAUUAAAAGCACUUGCAUUAUUACGUCUUGGUAAAGAAGAUGAUUGUCAGUUAAUAAUGGAUAAAGUACGUAGUGAAAUACCAUGUGAAGAUGCAACACUACAAGCAAUGAGUAUAUGUUACAAAGAAAUUCAUCAACCAGAAAAAAUACGUGAAGUUUAUGAGGCAGCAGCAAAAGCUGAUCCAACAAAUGAAGAAUUAUUAACUCAUUUAUUUAUGUCAUAUGUACGUUUAGGUGAUUAUAAAAAACAACAACAAACAGCAAUGUCAUUGUAUAAAUUAUCAUCUAAAAAUCCAUAUUAUUUUUGGGCUGUUAUGAGUAUUGUUAUGCAAGCAAUUGAAGCUGAUGAUAAAUUAUCGAAAAAUAUAAUAUUACCACUUGCUGAAAGAAUGGUGCUAAAACUUGUUAAUGAAAAUAAACUUGAAGCUGAACAAGAAGUACAAUUAUAUAUUAUGAUAUUAGAACGUCAAGGUAAAGACAAUGAUAUAUUAAAUGUAUUAUCUGGUAAAUUAGCUGAUAAAUUAUCUGGUAUUGAUGAAAAAAAAGCAAUGUUAUAUCUUAAAUUAAAAAAAUAUGAUAUUGCUGAAAUGUCAUAUAAAAAAUUAAUAAUUGAUGAUCCAGAUAAUUGGACAUAUUAUUUAAAUUAUUUAACAUCAUCAUUAAAUAUUAAUAAACCAAUUGAUUGUUUAGAAUUUUUACAAAAAAUAUCAGAUAAAUGUGGUAAAAAAUAUCGUGGACCACAACUUGGUAUAUUUGAAUUAAUAAAACGUACAAAUAAUAUUGAAUUAUUAAAUAAUAUUGAUAUUAUUAAAUUAAUGAGAAAAUAUUUUAAUCAAUUUGGUAAUAAAGGUUGUGUUGUUGGUGAUUUACGUUUGUAUCUUAAUUUAUUAACAGACAAUGAUAAAUUAUUAUUAAUAAAUAAUAUUAAACUUGAUGUUGGUCUUGGUGAUUAUGAUGAUUUACCAACAACAACUGAUCAAUUAUUACGUCAUAUACAUCUUGAAGAAAUUAAACGUAUAUGUGGUAUGCAUCAUUCACCAAUUAUUGAUACAAAACAAAGAAAUAUUAUUGUUAAACAUUUAUGUAAUUAUUAUGAAGCUGGUAGUAAAUUAUGUCCAUCUGAUGAAAGAUUAGUUACUGAUUUUGCACCAUUUGAUUCAUAUAUUACAAUUGUAUCACAUUUAUUAAUUCAAAUGUGGUAUGAUACUAAUGAUGCUAAAUAUCUUUAUCAAACAAUGGUAUUAUUAGAACGUGCAUUAUACACAAGUCCAGCUAAUUUUCAUUUAAAAAUAAUGCUUGUUAGAGCAUAUCAUGAAGCUGGUCUUAUUGUUGCUGCAAAUUGUGCAUAUUCAUUUCUUGAUGUUAAACAAAUACAACUUGAUUCAUUGGGUUAUUUACAUGCACCAUUAUUAGCACCAAUGGGACAUUUAUCUGGUGCUGCUGUUGUACUUGAUCAAACUGUUAAAUUUUCAGUUGCAAAUUAUAAACAUAGUGCUGAUCGUUUAACAUUUGCAUAUAAAUAUGGUAGUUUUGUUAAAAUACAAGAGUUUGUUGAAUUAAGAGAUAGACUUGAAAAUUCAAUACAUUUUUCAACAUCAACUGUUGAUAAAAUGUUACUUGAAUUAAGUUGGUGUGAUAAUCCUAAAAAUUUUAUGGCAACAUUAAAUCCAAUGAGGGUACAACCACAUGAAGAUUCAAUUAAAUGGGAUGCAUUACGUGAUAAUCGUGAUCUUGAGGUUGUUGCUGGAUGGGAACCUUUGUCUGAUUCUAAUGAUCCAAGAAGAUAUGAUGAUACACGUGCUUGUAUGAUACAAAUAUUAGCAGCACGUAAUUCAAUUUUACGAAUAAUAGCAGCAUCUGUUGAAGAAAAAUCAUCAACGUUACUUGCUAAAUUAUCAAGUGAAUUAAAUAUUAUAAAUAAUGAACGUAUACCAAAGUGUAUUGAUAAAUUUAUGACAAAUGAUAAAAAAAUAAGAGUUGAAAGUAUACUUGUACCACUUGAUGCUGUUGAACGUGUACGUGAAGCAUAUGAAUCUGAACAAUUAAGUAUUAUUGCUAGACUUGCUGAUUCGAUAUCACAAUUUUCGAAACCAGAUUCUGAUUGUAUUGAAGCUAUACGUAUAUCAAAAUCAUUAAUUCCAUUACCAAUACCAGAAUCAGAUGGUCCAGUAUCUUAUAAAGAUUUUUUUUUGAGAGCAUCAACGUGUGGUGAAACACUUGCAUUUUUGGGACUUAUUUGUGUUGCUUCAAUUAGUAAAUCACAUCCUGAAGUUAAUAAUAGAAGAAAUAGAAAAAAAAAUAAUCGUGACAUAUCAUCAUUGACUCCUGAUGACACCCAGAGUUGGACAGAAAUGGGCAAUUUACUUACUGAAAAAAUUCAAAAGUUAGAAACUAUAUUGAAUGAUCUUCAAUCACGUCCACUUAUAACUGGUCUUGAUUCAGAUGUUUAUCAUGCAACACAAGUUGUUUGUGGACGAGCACGUGAUAGUAUUGAACGCUGUUGUUGCACAUUAAAAGCAAGAUUACAGCUUACUGCCAAACUAAUUAAUAAUCUUCGAAGCUAAUGCUAUAUAAAUUAGCAAAAAACAACAAAAAAAAAAUUAACCAAUAACAAACAACAAUAAUAAACAAAUAAUAUUUUAAAAAAACGUACAAAAAAAUUAAAUUUCAAAUAAAUAUUAAUUUUGAAAAACACUACAAAUACAUCACAAUAAUUAAUAACAAUAAUUAAUAUUAUGAAAAAUAAAUCCCAAUCAAUGUGUACAUAAGCCAGUAGUACCUCACCUUAUUUUUAUUUUAUUUUUUUUCAUAAAUAAAUGACAAAUUUUAAGAAAAGAAAAGAAAAAAAAAAAAAU